Molecule: messenger RNA, 465 nt
Organism: Ostertagia ostertagi
Lineage: Eukaryota; Metazoa; Nematoda; Chromadorea; Rhabditida; Trichostrongylidae
Source: the annotation of a GenBank genome assembly
AUGGGAUUUCAAGGCAUCACAGAAGAAAAUGUUAUCAAUCCCGGUCUUGUUAUGGGUGCGUACUUUCGUGAUCGGCCGGAUUACGCCCGGCAGCCGGUAUAUCUUUUGGGUAACGAAAACGUUAAAAAUACAUUGGAAAGCAUAGGUAACGUCUGUCUGUUUGGAACAGGACCAGAUUUAGAAAGGAAUUCAGCAGAAGAUCUUUCAAAGAACCCAAAAGCGGUCGUUUCGAGCCGCGAACCAUAUCUCAGCUACUCGAAGAUCAUGAAAGCAGCCUACUUUUUGAGGCGAAACGAAGUUGUUGAAUUCCUGGUGACAGACGAAGACUUCGCACACUACCUGUGCCAAGUCCAGGCACUGAGCUUCCUCGUUACAGGCCAUCCGUCGAGGAUCAUACAGGUGGCAUCCGGCCGUGCCCCAAAAGUUUUCGGAAAACCGCAUAGGCCAAUGGCUGAUUUUUUUUGA